AGGUUUGUUGCAAGCUGUAUGACGGUUGAUGGAUUUCGUAAUCUUGCAGCACUAAUUUUGUAGAUGAUCUGUCUGUCGUCAAGCGUGGAGUUUUUUGUCAUACUAUUAUGCGGCUGCUGUCAAGGAUUUCUUUUGGCCGAAACUCAAGUUGAAGAAAACUUGUUUCUGGUGAAGAUGCAUGUUUGGCUUACGAUAAAACCAAAGAUGUGCGUAUUGCCAAUGCUUCUACAAGAUGCUCCAAGUGCGAGCACGCCCAGCAACAGCCAGAGUUCAACUGGAGUCGAUGGCACGACUGGCAACGAUUCAAAUUAGUUUGUAAUGAGAAAAGCCGAAGAUGUCCUUUGUUUCAAAAGCCAGCUCAAUUACUCCUUGUUAUCUACUGAAUUACCAUCUACGAUUUGCUGAUUGUGGCUCGUAUGAUCGAUAUUUGAUCUGCUUCAGUAUUGUUGAGUUAACCGAAAAGAAAUCCC
Messenger RNA from Cylicocyclus nassatus, 470 nucleotides. The record is from the annotation of a GenBank genome assembly. NCBI's taxonomy places the organism in Eukaryota, Metazoa, Nematoda, Chromadorea, Rhabditida, Strongylidae.